GUCACUGGACAAUCAGCAGACACAGGUCCCAAACAUGGCAUGUGCCCACUUGACCUAAUGUGGUCCCAAUAAAUAUUUUCUACUGACAGGCUUUACUCUACUUACUAUUGCAAACGCCGUGCAGGACUGAACUCAAUUUGGUCUUGAGCUGGAUUUGUUUUGCAUUGAACUCAUACAAAGGAGGAAUGGACCCUAUCCAAAGUAACCAAAGAGAAGAAUUUUUGCACAUAGAUGUGCAUUUGGAUGAGCAAGCACCUCAUGCUGGAAUCAUUAAGAUACUUAAAUCCUUGAGGCCACAAUGGAGAGCUGAGGACAUUCAAAUGAAGGUUUUCACAGAAGGCAUCACCAAUCAGCUGCUGGGCUGUUAUGUGGGUUCUGUGUCUGAGGAAGGCCUGGUGCUGGUGAGAAUCUAUGGCCAAAUGACUGAACUGUUUGUUGACCGGAAGAAAGAAACAGAGAUUUUGAGCCUGCUCCACGUGCAUGGAUGUGGUCCGGAACUGUACUGUACCUUUCAGAAUGGCAUGUGCUAUGAGUUUGUGAAGGGACGUGUGCUGGAUGACCCUCUACUCAGACAGCCUUCUGUCUACAGAUUGAUUGCAGCAGAAAUGGGGAAAAUACAUGCCAUAAAGCCUAGGGCAGUUGCAUCUCCUACACCAGUUCUGUGGUCAAAAUUAUCCCAUUACCUGCAGUUGCUCCAGAGUUCAGAAAAUGAUGCUCCUUUCUGCCAAAGGUCCAGUGUGCAGCAAAAUGUUCCAAGGAUUGACCUCCUACUAAAUGAGAUGGAGGAUCUGAAGAAACACUUAAAUGGAAUAGAUUCUCCAACUGUACUCUGUCAUAAUGACCUCCUAACUAAAAACAUUAUCCACAACUCAACUGAAGGUGUAGUAAAAUUCAUUGACUUUGAAUAUGCUGAUUUUAAUUACCAAGCUUAUGACAUUGGCAACCAUUUCAAUGAAUUUGCAGGUGUGAAUAAUGUGGACUAUAGCCUUUACCCAAGUCAUGAGCUGCAAAUGGACUGGCUGACUAUAUAUCUGCAGAGCUUAAGGCACUACACUGGAAGAGACUGUGCUAUCACCAAGAGGGAGCUGCAGGAACUUUAUAUCAAAGUCUGCAAAUUCUCUCUGGCCUCCCACUUGUCAUGGGGUCUCUGGGCUCUUCUACAGGCCAAACAUUCUAUUAUUGACUUUGAUUUCCUGAGAUAUGCCACAGCCCGAUUCAACUGCUACUUUGAGAAGAAGCAAGAUUAUUUCAUAAUGAAACUUAAUAUUUGAGUUAAGAUUAGGUUCAGAGUCUGACUGUAGCUAAGACUCUACAAAUCAGCUGGUGAAAACAACAAAAGAAAUCCUAAGAAAGUUCUGCCCACUGAUGCAAAAUUAAAAUCAUUUGAUGCACCCAUGCUACUAAGGUUAGAAUCUGGGGUGUAUUUUAUUCACACGACUGAAAUUAUGCUGUUCCAUGCUCAGCAACUGAAUGGAUUUGGAUAAUUAAUAUAUCUUCUGCUGUCACUCCUAAUUAAUUGCUAAACAUCAAAUAUUAACUAGCUUAACAUUAUACCAUCAAUAAUGUUAAUGGUAUAAUUACUGCAUCAUAGUAGGCAGUUACAAUGCUAAUGUAUAUCUAAUAAUAGUUCAUUUUGACAGAUCAUUUUAGAUUUUAGAUUAAAAUGGAGGUUUUUUAGAAUUUAGCAAAACUCUUCCAUUAAAAUUUCCAGGCUUAACAACUGAUAAAACACCAAUAGAAGUAGAGAAGUGCACAUAACCAGCAAAGGACAGUAUUAAUAGGGAGUUGAAUCAUUUGGGUGUCAGACAUUUGACAUUUGGCAUCAAAGGACAAAAAUAGCAAAUUUCUCAAAUUAAAUAUAAGAGUAACAAAAAUGAAUCAUGAUAAAUAAUUGAGGGUGUCAUUGCCUUUUUCAAUUUGACUCCAGAUUUCCAUUUUGUGAGAGUACACUGGCAUAUAUUGGUUGCCAAUUCACCUACAAAAUACAAUCUAAAGAUUUUUUAUUCUAAAGAAUGUUUUAUUAACUUACACUUUUGUGUGAAUCUACUGUCCUCUGCAGAUGCUGACUUUUAGAGAUACUGAAGCACAAAAUAAAUUAAUAUAAAAGCA
This is a messenger RNA of Electrophorus electricus (electric eel), 2109 nucleotides long. RefSeq names its product ethanolamine kinase 2. Gene Ontology annotation, cellular component: cytoplasm. The record is from RefSeq and is a predicted model, not a curated record. Gene Ontology annotation, biological process: phosphatidylethanolamine biosynthetic process. Gene Ontology annotation, molecular function: ethanolamine kinase activity. Lineage: Eukaryota; Metazoa; Chordata; Actinopteri; Gymnotiformes; Gymnotidae.